Patiria miniata (bat star) is the source of this 2337-nucleotide messenger RNA. RefSeq names its product proton-coupled folate transporter-like. The coding region runs from base 130 to 1548 and encodes 472 amino acids. Gene Ontology annotation, biological process: transmembrane transport. The transcript is spliced from 5 exons. Lineage: Eukaryota; Metazoa; Echinodermata; Asteroidea; Valvatida; Asterinidae. Gene Ontology annotation, cellular component: plasma membrane. Gene Ontology annotation, molecular function: transmembrane transporter activity. The record is from RefSeq and is a predicted model, not a curated record.
GCUGAGGCAGUAUGUGCACGAAGCUCAUUACGUUAAAUUAAAAAGCAAUUCAAUAUUUUGACCACCCAAUGUGCUAUCCCUCUCACUGCCAUUUUGAUCCUUCACAGAAGUCGAGUUUUCUAAAACAAAAUGGCUCACCCCUCUGAGAACAUGAAAUCACCAGCUAGCUCGGUGAAGCUAACGGGUCGGGAACGGGCGCAGACCAGAUGGAUAACCGUGGAACCCAUGAUCAUACUUGGAAUGAUGGGAUACACUUGCCUGGCCCUCGUCAGGCCGCUCUUCGUCAAAGACAGGAUCCGCGAGCUUCACAACUUUACCGAGAACGACACCGAUAAAUGCAGCGACGCCCACUCCGACAACGACACUUUGGGAGACAAGAUACAGGCGGAGUCCUCCGUGUGGUUACUGUAUCUGACCGCGGCCUCUGGUAUCCCUGCUAUGCUAAGCACCAUCGUCUUCUGUACCAUGAGUGACAGACUCGGCAGGAAAAUAGCCAUGGCACUACCGGCCCUCGGCUUCGCCAUCCAAGCCGCUGUGUAUGGUUUCACGGUUCACUUCAAGCUUCCCCUGGCAGUUCUGUUUGUAGGCGAUGCCACCCAAGGCCUGACGGGAGGGUUCGGCUUGCUGUUCGCUGGCUGCAUCUCCUACCUGGCUGAUGCCACUUCGGAGAAACAGAGAACCAUAAGAAUCGUGAUCGCUGAGAUGUUGACCUUUCUUGUUGGAGGGAUGAAUCAACUGGGACAAGGUUAUCUCAUAACAUUCGGUUACCUCCCCUCUCUGGCGAUUGCGUUUGGCUGUAAUGCCGCCGCGUUUCUGUACAUUGUAGUGCCAUGGUUUGUGAUUGAAACCAUUGAGAGCAGUAGGUCAGACCGUAAGGAGUUCAUUGACGUUUGGAGGAGAAUGAAGAGGCUCUUGGAGUUCAAUGAGAAUGGUCGACGUUGGCAGAUGCUUCUCCUGGAUUUCUUCAUCUUCUUCUGCGUGGGUCAAUUCCAAGGCAUCUCGGCAAUCUAUGUUUUGUACGGCUCGGCACAACCCUUCUGCUGGCUGUCCAGCACUGCUGGAAUUGGUUUGGCUGUCGGUUGGGUUGCUUCAUCCGUUGGGAUGCUGGUCGGCACCAAACUCUUCUCAUAUUGUCUUGGAGACUACUGGCUGAUGCAAAUCAGCUGUUUCAGUAUUAUGCUCUCAUACCUCAUCAUUGGAUUUGCGAAGUCCACUUUGGUCAUCUUCCUUGGAACUGCUGUCGGUUGUCUUCGAGGGAUGUCCAUUCCAGUAGCACGAUCAGUCCUGUCGAAAAUAACACAUCCGGACGAGAUAGGUGCAAUGUUUUCAAUAGUCGGGUGCCUUGAAAGCCUAACAUUUGCAUCUGGUUUGAUAGCGACCAGUAUCUAUGCAGCCUCGGUGUCGUUCCUACCUCCGUUAACUUUCUACGUGUAUUCUGCUGCCACCAUCAUCCCCGCUGGAAUCAUUUUGUUGUUGCAGAUUCGUUGGCCCCGAAGAAAGGAGUACGUGCCUCUUAAGACCGUCGUUAAUGCAGAAUAUGUCAGUUAGUGAGUUCUGUUGGGCUGGUUCACUCGGAACCUCUGUCGAGUACCUAGGGGGGGAUCGCAUUUAAGCAUUGUAACACUGACCUGUUUAAAAAAAUUGUGUUCAUGGAUGUUGGAAAAACCAAGAAACAAAAUUGUUGUUCCUAUAAUUGUAGUCUGAUUCUCUGACCCUACUUCAGACGAAACGACGAGGAACGUCAUUUCUAUUCCUUGGAUGGUUAGGGCCAAGUCAGGAAUAUUUCAGUAGUUUAAAUCGGGCCAGUAUGUUUAUGCAUGAGAACAGAAAAAUAAUACCAAGAGCAUUGUUGUUAUUUAGUCAACCAGUUACAUAACAUUAUAUUUUGAGCUAUGGAUACAAAGAUCCAUGGUUCGAAUCCACGUCGUCGCUGCUCCUUUUCAUCGACUGUUUUUAAUCUCUAAAUUAAUUAUAGGUGAGAUAAUUUUAAUUUAUGGGAAACGGAGAACGAGAACUUUAGCAUCUUGCAAUGAUUCAAAGGAAAUACUGAAUGAUGCAUGACAUUACCCCAAAUACUCCGACGUAAAAAAAUGCCACCCGUUCGCGGAUGUGUAACUGAUAUCAAUCAAUGUGAGCUAACUAAAUUUGCUAAAUUGGGGGCAGUAAGUUUGAUAGAACAAUUUAAAAAAUGGAAAUGAAUAAAAUGUAAAUGAUAAAACAAUUAAAAAAAAAACCCGAAAUUGAUAAUGUCAAAUCACAGAUGAAUACGCUCACUGUGGAUCCGAAAUGCUACUGGUACGAACUUGAUUUGUGAAAACUAAAAUAAUAAAGUAAAAA